AUGGGCGCCUGCGUUGUCUCUGUGAUGGAGAUGCGCAACAGCCUCAGUCUCGCCGAGGCCCCCGACUUCGCGGCGCGGCGCGUCUACGGUGUCGUCAACCAGCGGGUCACGGAGGACGAAGAGGAUCGCUCUGGCGUGUACCGGUGUGCACGGCUGACGGAUGAGCAACACGCGGAGUACUCGAACUGGUACGAUGGACCAAAUCUGCUGGAGCGCCUCGCGACAAUCUGCAAGGAGCGCAGUGAGCAGCAUGCCAUGGCGUACCGCACAGUGGAGAAGGUGGUGAAGGAGACCACGCAGGAUGCGAAGGGCCGUGCGCAGGAGUGGGAGUACACGUUCCUGAACGCGCCGACGUACAUCACGUACGCGGAGGUGUGGAACCGGCUCGUCGCGUUCGGUCGCGGGCUGGUAGAGCUGGGCCUCAAGAAGGACAGCCAUGUGGCGCUCUACGAGGAUACGCGGUGGGAGUGGAUGGUGACAAUGCUCGGCGUGUGGUCACAGAGGAUGAUAGGGGUAACCGUCUACGCGAACCUCGGCGACGACGCGCUGCUCUACGCGCUCAAGGAAGCAGCGUGCGAGGCGCUGGUGUGCAACGGCAAGAACGUCGGCAAGCUCAUCUCGCUGAUGGACCAGUCUGGCGUGCAGAACGCGACGAUCAUCUACCUGGACACGCUGCCGUUGGAUGUGGACACAAAGUCGCACACAGUAAUUGCGUGGACCGAUGUUCUGGCAAAGGGCACCCAGUCGACAGUGCCGUGCAAGCUGCAGAACGACAACAACGCGGAGGUACUGAUCAUGUACACCAGUGGCACGACUGGCGACCCAAAAGGCGUCGUCCACACGAUUGGUGCGCUGACGCAAGGCGCCCUCGGUCUGGAGGACCGGCUGACGGACUUGAUCGGUAAGGAGGAAAACGAGUCGUACAUUGCCUACCUUCCGGCUGCGCAUAUCUUCGAGCUCACGUGCGAGAACAUAAUGCUGCUGCGCGGCGUGCUCAUCUGCUUCGGCACCCCGCGUACGCUGACAGACACCUUUGCGCGACCGUGCGGUGAUCUGAAGGCCUUCAACCCAUUCUUCUUCAUCGGCGUGCCGCGUAUCUUCGAGACCAUCAAGAAGGCCGUGGAGGCGAAGCUGCCGCCGGUGGGCACGCUCAAGCGAAAGGUGUUCGACCACGCCUACCAAAGCCGGCUGGCGGCACUGAAGGCGGGCAAGGACACGCCGUACUGGAACGAGGUGUUCAAGCUGCCGCGCGGGAUUCUCGGGUCGAAGCUGCGCGGGAUCUGCAGCGGCGGUGCCCCACUGUCCGACAAGACACAGGAAUGGUUGACCGUCGUGCUGGGCCGCCCCGUGGCGCAGGGCUACGGCAUGACAGAGUCCGUGUGCAACGCCUCCGUGCAGCGCUCCGGUGAGCUCACAUGUGAGGCAGGGCAGCUCCUGCGCGGUGUCGAGGCGCGCCUGCUCGACACGGAGCACUACAAGCACACGGAUAAGCCGCACCCGCGCGGCGAGGUGCUGCUGCGUGGCCGCUUCGUCUUUAAGGGUUACUACAAUCAGCCAAGGUUGACAGAAGAAACUGUACUGCCUGGUGGGUGGCUGCGCACCGGUGACGUGGCCGAGAUGGAUGCGGAGACUGGCCAGCUGCGCAUUAUUGGCCGCGUGAAGGCGCUCGCCAAGAACGCGAUGGGCGAGUACAUUGCGCUGGAGAACCUGGAGGCGCUCUACUGCGAGUGCCCGGUCGUGAUGCCCAACGGCAUCUGUGUGCUUGUGGACCCGCGCCAACCCUUUAUCACUGCGCUCGUACUGACAGACGAGCCCAAGGCGAUGGAGUUCGCCCGCACCCACAAGGUCGAGAACGCGAGCUGGCCGGAUGUCUUAAAGGACUCCAAGUUUUUGGACGCGGUGAUCGCGUCACUCGCCGAAAUCGGCAAGAGAGCCGGCAAAAAGCCUUUCGAGCUGCUGAAGCGGGUACGGGUGCUGUGCGAUGAGUGGACACCAGAGAACAACCUUGUGACAGCCUCCAUGAAGGUGCGCCGAAGCACCAUUGACGCGCACUACGCUGACAUCAUCAAGGAGUUAUUCACGGAUUAG
Molecule: messenger RNA, 2088 nt
Organism: Leishmania braziliensis MHOM/BR/75/M2904
Lineage: Eukaryota; Euglenozoa; Kinetoplastea; Trypanosomatida; Trypanosomatidae
Product: putative fatty acyl CoA syntetase 1
Exons: 1
Coding region: 1-2088 (695 amino acids)
Cellular component (GO): endoplasmic reticulum; membrane
Molecular function (GO): long-chain fatty acid-CoA ligase activity
Source: RefSeq, a predicted model, not a curated record